GCAUUGUCGUCGGCAGCCCGCGGCGGGGGGCAGCGACCGGAGACUGGCCUCAGUCCAGCGACCGCGCGCUGUUUCCCCGCGCAUGAGUGAAGAACCUGUGUGCCCGGCCCCAGAGCCACGCGUUUGCUCUCGUUGACUCUAUGGACUCGCCUUUAGCCCCGUCUUCACAUUUCAUUUGGAGAAGAAACCAUGCAGGCAUUUCUAAAAGGCACAUCUGGCAGUACCAAACCUCAGUUCACCAAGGACCGGGCAGUAUCUGCCAGUGCAGGAAGCAGUGGAGAAACCAAGAAAACCAAACCGGUUCCUUGGGUGGAAAAAUAUCGUCCAAAGUGUGUGGAUGAAGUUGCUUUCCAGGAAGAAGUGGUUGCAGUGCUUAAAAAGUCUUUAGAAGGAGCUGAUCUUCCUAAUCUCUUAUUCUAUGGGCCACCCGGAACUGGCAAAACAUCCACAAUUUUGGCAGCAGCUAGAGAACUCUUUGGGCCUGAACUCUUUCGAUUAAGGGUUCUUGAGUUAAAUGCAUCUGAUGAACGUGGGAUACAAGUAGUCCGAGAGAAAGUGAAAAACUUUGCUCAGUUAACUGUGUCAGGAAGUCGUUCAGAUGGGAAGCCAUGUCCUCCCUUUAAGAUUGUAAUUCUGGAUGAAGCAGAUUCUAUGACCUCAGCUGCUCAGGCAGCUUUAAGACGUACCAUGGAAAAAGAGUCUAAGACAACCAGAUUCUGCCUCAUCUGUAACUAUGUCAGUCGAAUAAUUGAACCCCUCACUUCUAGAUGUUCAAAGUUCCGCUUCAAGCCUCUGUCAGAUGAAAUUCAGCAGAAGCGAUUACUGGAUAUUGCUGAAAAGGAAAAUGUCAAAAUUAGCCAUGAGGGAAUAGCUUAUCUUGUUAAAGUAUCAGAGGGAGAUCUCCGGAAAGCCAUUACAUUUCUUCAAAGUGCUACUCGACUAACAGGUGGGAAGGAAGUCAUGGAAGAUGUAAUCACAGACAUUGCUGGGGUAAUACCAGCUAUAACCAUUGAUGGAAUACUCACUGCAUGUCACAGUGGCUCUUUUGACAAACUAGAAGCUGUGGUAAAGGACCUAAUAGAUGAAGGACAUGCAGCUAUUCAGCUUGUUAAUCAACUUCAUGAUGUGGUUGUAGAAAAUGACAAUCUUUCUGAUAAACAGAAGUCCAUUAUUACAGAAAAACUUGCUGAAGUGGAUAAAUGUUUAGCAGAUGGUGCGGAUGAACACCUGCAGUUGAUGAGCCUUUGUGCAACUGUGAUGCAGCAGCUGACUCAGAACUGUUGAAGACAGGAACUCUGACAAUAACUUGUCUGUUACGACUUUUUGAUAACAAAUAAAUGACAAAAAACCUAUAAA
This is a messenger RNA of Peromyscus leucopus (white-footed mouse), 1356 nucleotides long. RefSeq names its product replication factor C subunit 4 (gene Rfc4). Gene Ontology annotation, biological process: DNA-templated DNA replication; DNA repair. The transcript has 11 exons. Lineage: Eukaryota; Metazoa; Chordata; Mammalia; Rodentia; Cricetidae. The coding region runs from base 190 to 1284 and encodes 364 amino acids. Gene Ontology annotation, cellular component: nucleus; DNA replication factor C complex. Gene Ontology annotation, molecular function: ATP binding; DNA binding; ATP hydrolysis activity. The record is from RefSeq and is a predicted model, not a curated record.